Messenger RNA from Trichoderma virens Gv29-8, 942 nucleotides. RefSeq lists its product as uncharacterized. Gene Ontology annotation, cellular component: Golgi membrane. The record is from RefSeq and is a predicted model, not a curated record. NCBI's taxonomy places the organism in Eukaryota, Fungi, Ascomycota, Sordariomycetes, Hypocreales, Hypocreaceae. Bases 1 to 942 code for a protein of 313 amino acids. Gene Ontology annotation, molecular function: glycosyltransferase activity. Gene Ontology annotation, biological process: protein N-linked glycosylation. The transcript has 2 exons.
AUGUCAUACCUGGUGAAACAGCUAUGGAGACCAUACUUACACAACAUCGCCUCCAAGUCAUUUGUCGCGGACAAUGGCGAACACUACAAGAUACCUAGUGGCACCUAUAGAUGGGCAGAGCCGCUCGGCAAGAAGCUAAUUAUCCUCGACGUUGAUAGCCGGCCAAACACAAACACUGGCGAGAUAUUGAAUAGCGAAAAGCCAGAGCUAGCGAAGAUAACAGGCCGGACCGCUGGGUUUAUGAAUCAUUAUCUCUAUUCAAUGAUUCACGGAUACGACUACCGACUUGUGCGGGCCCCUAAUUACAACGAUCGACAUGGCACCUGGGUUAAGGUUCCCAUGAUAAAAGAAGCACUCAAAUCUCAUAGCGUUGUAGUGUUUCUCGACGCAGAUGCCGAAUUCAUUCAUCCUCAUCUCCCACUCGAAUGGCUGAUGAGCCUUUGGAACAUAACGCCACGGACGCUGAUCGCCAUGGCCGAAGAUCCCGAUGAGGAUUUCAACAAAGAUUCCAAGGGCCGAUUACUUUGGAAUACAGGAUUCAUUAUCGCCCAGCAGAGUAAUCAAACUCAAGAAAUGUUUGAUGCGUGGGAAAACUGCCCGACUGGUAACCGUUACCCCGGCUGCGAUCGAUGGUUAAAAGAAUGGGCGCACGAGCAAGCAGCUUUUGGAUAUCACCUCCGUUAUGACUACAACGAACCAGACGAAUUACGUGUUAUUCCUUGUGAUCAUGGUAAUGGCGCGCCAUAUAUCGGCAACGACAAAUGCCGUGGUGUCUUUGUCCGUCAUCACUGGAGAGACAAGGAUCGUACCAUUCAAAGUUUUUACGAUUCAAUUCUCAAUCUAUUUGUUCGAAGACUACAUGGACAAUUCCAUGAUCCAGCGGAUCGUAACUUUUUAGACGCGAGUAGUUACCAGUACCCAAUAGAUGAUCUCUUUAUAUAA